AUGAGUCCCAAUGAGUCUGAACUACGAUCUCCGUUGAACGACUUCGUUCAGGCCCAGGACAGGGGCCGUGAUGCUGACAACGAAAUCAAAUCAAAGCUGGAGACAUUGGAGGUGAAAAUAGAAAAAGUGCAGGCCAAGGUAGAAGGACAACUGCAAGAAGUGGAAAAUAAGCUGGCAGAACAAUUACAUGGAGUGGAAGCUAAGCUGGAAAGACAACUUCAGGAGGUGCAAACGAAUCUGGAGGGACAACAAACUAAGAUGGAGGCUAAAUUGGAAGACAGUCUGCUUGCGGUAAAGACCAAGCUGGAAGGACAACAGGUGGUACUGACCAAGAUGGAGAACUCCCAGGCAAAACUCGAAGAAAACCUUCUUGCGGUUCAGAUAAAGCUUGAAGCCCAACUUCAGGUGGUUUUAAAUCAACUGCAUGCACUGUCGAACAAGAUAGAUGCUGCCAAGGUGGGAGUCCCCCAACAAGCAGCCCCUGCUUCAGCCACGAUUACUUUCGAGCGAUCCAGUUUCGAGCGAAUUGGUACCAGAUAUUUUAGAAUUGUAAAUGAAGAAGUGCUUUGGAAUUAUGCUGAAAGAAGGUGUCGUGAGAUGGGAGGGUACUUAGCCUUCCUUCAAAAUGAAGAAGAAAUUAACGCCAUUAUACCAAAGCUUGAAAAAAAUAAGUACUAUUGGCUAGGCAUUAAUGAUCAAGAAAAUGAGGGGCACUUUGUAUCUGUGGCCUCACAAAAGCCAGCACCAUUUUUAAAGUGGGCCGAGGGAGAACCAAACGACAGCAACCAUAAGAAUAACUGCCUCUAUUUGUAUAAUGGCAAAAUGGGGGAUGGCUAUUGUAGUGGUAAAGCCUUUUUUAUUUGCCAGGCGGACAAUGAAACGUAG
Molecule: messenger RNA, 885 nt
Organism: Drosophila kikkawai
Lineage: Eukaryota; Metazoa; Arthropoda; Insecta; Diptera; Drosophilidae
Product: accessory gland protein Acp29AB-like
Molecular function (GO): signaling receptor activity
Source: RefSeq, a predicted model, not a curated record